Linepithema humile (Argentine ant) is the source of this 2621-nucleotide messenger RNA. The record is from RefSeq and is a predicted model, not a curated record. Lineage: Eukaryota; Metazoa; Arthropoda; Insecta; Hymenoptera; Formicidae.
CGUCACAAAUGUGCGUCGUGUAUACAUACAUAUGCAUACGCAAUCGCUUCUGACAAGAUUUGAAUCUCGCUUUCGAAGUCGCGUGCCGCGUUGCACCUCGUAAACGAAGCGUUGCGGCGUCGUGUUUUACGUUUCUUCGUGCAACGCGCGCGUUCCGGGAACAUCACGUCGCCUGACAUUGCAUGUUUCAGUUCGACCUAGCAGCCGCUCGAUCCUCAACUUGUGACUUAUACCUAGGUGACUCCGUGCACCACGACUUUCUCCAACCUAAUUUUAAAGGCGCACAUCGUGUAAUUGCCAGUCGAGAAAAUCGCCGUGUUGUCGUCGACAUCGUCUUUGGGACGAGAGGCCUUCACUGUCACAGUUAAAUCCUUUGAUACAAAAUGGGUAGUAGCAGCCAGCUCUAUAGUCUUUCUUGGGGAGAAUUCAGUUCUUCUCUGGCCUCUGCAGUACAGUUGUUGAGAGGACAUGGCGAUUUGGUGGAUGUUACUUUAGCCGCUGGUGGUCGUAGUUUUCAUGCUCAUAAAAUUGUUCUUUGUGCAGCCAGUCCAUUUCUAUUGGAUUUAUUAAAGAGCACACCAUGCCAGCAUCCAGUUGUUAUGUUGGCAGGAAUUGGUGCAGAUGAUUUGGAGUCUCUCUUAGAAUUUGUAUACAGAGGAGAAGUAAGCGUUGAGCCAUCGCAGUUGCCUUCAUUGCUUCAGGCCGCACAUUGUCUAUGCAUUCAUGGAUUAACGCCACCAACUAUAUUGACAGAAAGCGGAGAAGAAGUUCCUGCAUCAGCGAUCCCAACGGGAUCAGCAACGCCAACGGGAAAUGAUGGGUUAUCAAGGACAGCACUUAAUUCUUACUAUCCAUUGAAACGGAGAAAAAGGAGGAGAAAGUCGUCCACUUCCUCUGGAAAAUGGCCCAGUAACACUACUGACAGUGAAAGUAGACCUUUGGAUGAUAACAACAGAACAAUAUCUUAUGAAAACAAGGAUGACGAUACCACAGAUCAAGCUGAUGAUGCAGCCGACAACUGCCUGGUUGGAAACUACGCGAAUCAUCAGGGCGGCGGUCACUCGCCGCGGUCUCAAGAAUCGUCCCUCGUGGAUAAUCAUCAGGCAGCACAUCAGGAUCACGUUUCGGACGGCGAGUCGCAUUUACACACGUUGAUGCCGAUGCAACCGUUCUCGUCGUUACAUAUACCGCAGUUCUCCUCCUCCCUCAACAUGGGCUAUUCACCCGGUUUGGCGUUGUCUGGGUUGGCGGCCAAUCAGACAGUGUCGACCGGGACGCUAGUCGGAAGUGCGAAUCAAUCGAAAUCACGCGGCGCUUCCGAUUGUCCAGGCGUCUGUCCGCUUUGCGGUGCGACGUUACGCCAGGCGCGGAAUCUGCGUAGGCACCUGAUAUCGUCCUGCAAAUACCGGUUCAGCAACAACACGACGCCAGCGACGACAACGACGCCGCCACCGCAUAAUUCCGACAUGAUAACGGAGAUCAAACAUGAGGUAGAGCUGCCUGGCUACAACGAUCAGUCGGUGACUUAUGGGACCGACAGUGGCAGUAACAGUUGCGAACAGAUAGUUUGCAAACCCAGUCUACCCUCGCCAACGUUGCACGGGCCUGAGAGCGUGGUCUCGCCACCGAGCAGCAUCCCAUCAUUCUUGAUGGAAUUCGUUCCAGGGGACGCAUUGUCGAAGGCACGCAGUCUGUCCGAUCAGCCGGCGUCUUGUCCAUUGUGCGGUGCGAUUCUGCGCCAGUCGAGAAAUCUCAGAAGACACUUGGAGCUUUUGCACUUCGGUUUGGGCAACGGUAGCAAGUCGGGCAUACACGCGAGACAUCGACGAGCGGCGACGGACAGGGUCAAUGAUUUCGGCCUGUCGUCGUUGGCGUGCGUUCGUCCCACUGCUAGGAUAGACUCGCACCUCGCCGCGAGGUCCACCGAGGCCUCAGACUUUCCCAUGAUGACGCCCUUGUCGAUCACCUCGUCCGUCAGUUCCGCGUCGAGCGUCAGUCUUCCAGGAAACUUGAUGGCUCCGAGCUCGAGCCUGUUGGGUUCUGGCGAUCAGAAUGGGCAUUCCUUGCCAGGAUCCACCUCGAGUACAUGCAGUGCGUCUAUAGUACCUCCGGCCAAUGGAAUUUACUCUUCGGACAGCGGUGCCAGUAUGCUGAGCUGCUUACUGCCAUCAUUGCCCACCUUGCCAUCCUUCUCCGCGUCCCACGAUGUGUUUCGACACGGCGAGAUGUUUCGUGCGGGAAUCGCGUACCAUGAUUCCUCUCGACAACACGCUAGACACAUGCAGCGCACGGACAUCACUUAACUUUGCGGCAUGCAAAACGCUUCCUAAAUGGUCCGCGAUUUCAUGCAAAAAGUGUGAACAUGUCAGCUUGCAUUGUAAACAAAUUCGAAAAUGACAGUAUUAACAGAGCACUGAGUAGACUUUACAAAAAAUGGAAUAUUUGCGUUUUUUAAGUUAUUUUAUAGAGAGAUGAAUAUUUAAUGCUAUGUGGCGAUCACGGAUGUGAAAAUUAAACCGACGAAGUAGCGAUAAAAAAUAGUGCAACGAAUGCAUAACAGAGCAAUGUAGCAACGAUGUGUAGUAUUAGGAAUUUUUUACUUGGUGCUAUGUGUACAUGAA